This is a messenger RNA of Xiphophorus maculatus (southern platyfish), 840 nucleotides long. Its product is annotated as cationic trypsin-like. Gene Ontology annotation, molecular function: serine-type endopeptidase activity. Gene Ontology annotation, biological process: proteolysis. Lineage: Eukaryota; Metazoa; Chordata; Actinopteri; Cyprinodontiformes; Poeciliidae. The coding region runs from base 1 to 840 and encodes 279 amino acids. The record is from RefSeq and is a predicted model, not a curated record. The transcript is spliced from 7 exons.
AUGGCUCUGCUGAAGGUUCUGCUGCUGCUGGGUGUUUCAGUGAACUCAGAUAUUUCUCUGCAGAAGAGAAUCAUUGGAGGUUAUAACUGUCAUCACACGGAGCGUCUUUAUCAUGUUCGGCUGGAGAACAGCAAUGGUAAUAAUAAAUACCGCUGUAGAGGAUCUCUGAUCCACCCUGAGUGGAUCCUGACUGCAGCUCACUGCUGGAAGUCGGAGGAUGGAUGGACUAACAGAGCAACUUUAAAAGUUCAUCCACGGACUGCUGGGCAGCAGAAUCGGGUAAUCCAACAAGAUCCUGUGAUUUACGACCAGCACCAUGACAUCAUGUUGCUGAAGCUUCAGACACCAGUAACAGAUGUUCCACUUGCUCAGCUUCCAGACUGCAGGCGUCGUCUUCAAGUAGGCGAUGUUGUUCAACUGGCAGGAGAGGGAGCAACAACAGCCGGCCCCAAUAAUGAUCGAUUAAUCGGUGCUGCUAUUCCAUCACAUCUGCAGUGUGUCGACAUGAGAGUUGUUGGUGCUUCCGUCUCCCUGUGGUCAACUGGGUACAUAUUCCUUGCUUCAGCACCGAACAGGGAUAUACAGUACAGACCAAAAGGCGACACUGGUGGAGCGGCGGUGCACAACGACAUGAUUUAUGGUGUGAUUUCUUUUAGUGGAGGAUAUGCAUGUCAGAUUCCAGUUGUAAUCUUGGAUAUGUGUGAAUACCUGUGGUGGAUAAAAAGGACUAUCAAACAUGUUCAAGAUUAUUUCAAUACAGCAGUGGUACCAAGUCAGGGUUUUCCAAGUCUCAAGUCUUUAUCCUUAAACCCCGAGUCAAGUCUCAAGUCGGAAACAUAG